Colletotrichum orchidophilum is the source of this 486-nucleotide messenger RNA. Its product is annotated as V-type proton ATPase proteolipid subunit. Bases 1 to 486 code for a protein of 161 amino acids. The record is from RefSeq and is a predicted model, not a curated record. Gene Ontology annotation, cellular component: proton-transporting V-type ATPase, V0 domain. The transcript has 5 exons. NCBI's taxonomy places the organism in Eukaryota, Fungi, Ascomycota, Sordariomycetes, Glomerellales, Glomerellaceae. Gene Ontology annotation, molecular function: proton-transporting ATPase activity, rotational mechanism. Gene Ontology annotation, biological process: proton transmembrane transport.
AUGCCUUCCGAACUUUGCCCCGUCUAUGCGCCCUUCUUCGGAGCCAUGGGUUGCACCGUUGCUAUUGUCUUCACCUGCCUGGGUGCCUCUUACGGUACCGCAAAGUCCGGUGUCGGUAUCUCGGCUAUGGGUGUCCUCCGCCCUGACCUGAUCGUCAAGAACAUUGUUCCCGUCAUUAUGGCUGGUAUCAUUGCUAUCUACGGUCUCGUCGUGUCCGUGCUUAUCUCCGACGGCCUUCAGCAGCAGAUGGCCCUUUACACUGGAUUCAUCCAGUUCGGUGCUGGUCUCUCUGUCGGUCUUGCUGGUCUUGCUGCUGGUUUCGCCAUUGGUAUUGUCGGUGAUGCUGGUGUUCGUGGAACUGCCCAACAGCCCCGUCUGUUCGUCGGCAUGAUUCUGAUUCUCAUUUUCGCCGAAGUGUUGGGUCUUUACGGCUUGAUUGUUGCCCUCCUCAUGAACUCCAAGGCCACCCAGGACGUCACCUGCUAA